AUGGCACUGCUGAUUAAAGGGAGCGAUUACAUCGCCAAGAGAAGAGUAGCAUUGGUCAUGGCCAGGUCCAUUUUUGGCUCGACGGAUAAGCUAAUACGGAUUAAGCGAGAUGAUUCGUGCUGCAAGAUCGUCAUGGGUGCCAUAAGAAGGGCGGCGCAGAAAUGCAUAGUCUUGGUGGAGGAUAUCGAUCGAAUGAGCGAUCAUUUCGUUAAACCAUUCACAGAUGCCUUAAAAGUUGGAUCUUUUAAGGACGGUUUAGGAGAAGAAGUUUGCUUAGCUGAUGCGAUCUUCAUACUGACAACUUCUCAGGUGACCAGAUUAAAGAGUGCUAAUGACGUCAGUAGGGAUGAAGAUGCAUCAUCAUCCAGUGAUCUUGAGAGGAGUUCGAAGAGGCUGCGGACAGAAGAUCACGGCCGUUUCGAUCUUAACUUCGAACCGUAUGUUAACGUAGAGGAGGAGACUGAAUGCAUCAGCUUCCAUCUCCCACGGGAGCUUCUGCAAACCAGUGUUCAGCUCAGUUUAAAUGCCGGGGUGGGUCAGUACCAGGAACUGAAGGUCAGUCUUCUCACAAAGCUCCAUCGAGCGUUCGAGGAGAUGCAGAAUGGAAAGGUCAGAAAGGGGAAUCUGGUUGUCGAUCCAGAAGUGGCAGAGGAGCUAAUGCAGGCGUCUGGUUUCUUCCUCGAGAGCUUCUUCGAGAAGUGGGCGAGAGAGGUGAUCCGUGCGAAUCUACAAACUGCUCGAGAUGGCGGCGGGAACGUGAGGUUGAGUUUGCAAGGUAGAGAGAGACUCCAAAAUGCAUGGUUUCUUGGCUUCCCUGCUGCCAAAUAG
Zingiber officinale is the source of this 828-nucleotide messenger RNA. RefSeq lists its product as uncharacterized. Bases 1 to 828 code for a protein of 275 amino acids. NCBI's taxonomy places the organism in Eukaryota, Viridiplantae, Streptophyta, Magnoliopsida, Zingiberales, Zingiberaceae. The transcript has a single exon. The record is from RefSeq and is a predicted model, not a curated record.